AUGUCCAAUCUCCGAGUUCUCUGCCGGGAUUAUCCCAAGCGUACAAUUGCGUUGGUCUCAUCAGACCAUGCUCUAGUGUUCCACUACACCUCAACCGAUACCGGUGCAAAGGACCGCCCCCGCUGUCUGGUCGAGUUCUUGGACUUGACCUUGGUGGACCUGGAAGGCUACAGACCCCUAGGUAUUGGGUAUGGCACCCUUGGACUUGUCACUAUAAACGAAGAUGUGUUUGUCUGCGUGGUCACCGGCUCCUCGCAAGCAGCCACAGUACGGCCCGGAGAAAUUGUGUCAAGAAUUGACAAUGUAGGCUUCUAUUGCCUGAACCGUGCUGAAUACGAGUAUGGCCUUGAUUAUGAGACUGGGGCUCAAUUCGCCGCAGAGGAACGUCCUGGCAUGGACGGCAAAGAUCUGGUUACUGACCAUCCCUUUUUGGCUCUGAAAAAGCUGCUAGGGGAUGGAAGUUUCUACUAUAGCCUUGAUUUCAACCUCACGGACCGGUUGCAGGACCGGGCCGAUAAAUCUGCGGCAUUUGAUAUCGAUACUCUAGAUGAAGACAUGCUUUGGAACUCGUACAUGAUCAAUCCACUUUUACUCUUCCGCAGUCACUUGCCACCGUCCGACAAGGCCAAACUUGAUGCAUCGCAAAUGCUGACCUGUGUCAUCCGUGGCUUUGCCAGUACGCUCAAGGUCCCAGCCACUAUCUCAAUCCUCCCUCAUGUGCGAACGAACCUUCCAUCAAUGUUGACAAUCAUAUCACGGCAAUCCUCUCGACGUGCUGGCACGAGAUUCAACUCGAGAGGCAUUGACGAUGAUGGCAACGUUGCUAACUUUGUGGAAACCGAAACGAUUUUGUGGGUUGCACCGGGGAUUGUUUUCUCAUAUGCUCAAGUACGGGGCUCCGUGCCCAUCUUUUGGGAACAGGCACCAGGUCUCAUUCCCGGCCAACAAAAGAUCGAGGUCACUAGGUCAAGUGAGGCAACACAGCACGCCUUCAAUCAGCACUUUGAAUCCCUCGAGUUGGAAUAUGGCGCUGUGCAUGUCGUCAACCUCUUGAGUGAGCUGAAGCCGGGAGAAGCGGAACUGUCAGCCAAGUUUCGAGACCAUAUCAGCAGAAGCUCAGUCAGACAGAAAGAAGGCGCCGGGACUUCUUCACGUCGAAGCCUUUUGCGAAUGACCGAAUAUGAUUUCCUUGCGGAAACUAGGGGUCCCUCCGGAUACGAAGCCAGUUCCCAGAUCAAACAUGAGCUUAUCAAUUCAUUGGAUGGGUUUUCCUACUUUUUGUCGGAAGAUUCUGCUCGCUCCAACAGCAGCCGAGAUGACACGGCGAACAGCUCUUCCGUUAUCUUACAACAAGAGGGUGUUUUUCGGACCAAUUGUUUAGAUUGCCUAGACAGAACGAACCUAGUGCAGACCAUUAUCAGUUCAAUGGCCUUUGAGUCAUUUCUGUCUCAGCAAGGCGGCAGGCUCAGCGGAGAUAUGCAAGUGCGACAUUCGACCAUCUGGGCCGACAACGGCGAUGCGCUGUCCAAAAUCUAUGCUGGGACGGGUGCCCUCAAGUCCUCCUUCACUCGACACGGCAAGAUGUCACUCGCAGGAGCACUUGCAGAUGCCCGAAAAAGCGCCACUCGACUAUACGUUAAUAACUUCACGGAUAAGGCCAGACAAAAAACAAUUGAUCUUCUCCUUGGAAGACUAGCAAACCAGUUGCCUGUAUAUCUCUAUGAUCCAACCAACGAUUUGGUUCUCGACGAACUGAACCGUCGAACCUCUGAAUAUUCCUCGCGGAAACAAGUCCGAUUCUGGGUUGGCACAUUCAACGUGAAUGGCCGCGACGAGGGCCCUGGCACUGACCUCACUCCGUGGCUUUUCCCAGAGGUAGAUGCCGCCAAUGAAGACCCGACAAUAUUUGUUGUUGGAUUCCAGGAGAUUGUCUCCCUUAGCCCCCAACAGAUUAUGUCGACUGACCCCAGUACUCGCAAGGUAUGGGAAAGGGCAGUCCACAAUUGCUUAAACACCCAUUCCAAGAUGAAAGGGACUGGCAAAUAUGUGCAUCUGCGGAGUGGGCAGCUAGUUGGCGCUGCGCUUUUAGUUUAUGCGAAAGAAGAUGCCCUGAAGGACAUUAAGAACGUCGAAGGCAGCGUGAAGAAGACCGGUCUCUCUGGAAUUGCUGGCAACAAGGGAGGCUGUGCUAUCCGCUUCGAAUUUUCCAAUACCAGUGUUUGCUUCGUUACCGCCCAUCUUGCUGCUGGUUUUGCAAAUUACGAUGAAAGAAACAGGGACUACGAUAUCAUUGACCGAGGUUUGCGCUUCCAAAAGAACCGGUCGAUUGAAGAUCACGACGCCGUGAUUUGGCUGGGAGACUUCAACUAUCGAAUUGGGCUAGGCAAUCCGAGUGUCAGAGACCUCAUCUCACAGCGAGACUAUCACAGACUGUAUGAGAAUGACCAAUUGAAUCUGCAAAUGGUGGCCGGUAGAGCAUUCCAAUUCUAUUCCGAAGGCCCCAUUGAGUUCCCGCCAACCUACAAGUACGACGUCGGAAGAGAUCAAUAUGACACAUCCGAGAAAGCGCGUAUACCCGCAUGGUGUGACCGAGUGUUGUGGAGAGGAACAAACCUGCGGCAAACGCACUAUCAGACAGCCGAUCUGAAAGUGUCUGACCAUCGUCCAGUUUGGGCAACUUUCGAUUGCGUUAUUGACAUUGUUGAUAAUGGACUCAAGGAGAAGCUCCGGCGAUCGAUUUACGGGGAGAAACAGCGCCAGCUCAAUGGUUCGCUGGCAGACUCGGUCUCUCUAUUGGAUUUGGAUGAUGACGAUAUGGUGCCACAGGUCUCUAUUGCACCAGGACUACCACCAGCGAGCUCUGAUCGGAACCGAUGGUGGUUGGAUCAUGGAGCGCCGGUAAAAGCAACAGUGCAACCCGGCCCAGGGUUCGUCAUAAACCCCCAGCGCAAGUCCAACCCCUUCGCCUCGGAUUUCGGCUCUGACUGGGCUCCGAGUCCAGAAUUGGGAGAGAAUCGGAAAUCUAGGCAAAGUGCUCAAUUUGAAAGGAAGCCCGUGCUUCCUCCGCGACGUGAAACUCUGAAUGAAUUUCCAGCUGGGUCGAUAUCGCCGGGGUCAGUCCAACCUAAGGUGGUUAAUGAGAAAUCCCCACCAGUUGUCCCUCGCAAGCCGCUCUCAUUGAGCUCGCAGACAACAUCCCGAACUUUCCCAAUCGAUAAUCAAACAGGACAUGCUUUGAGUAACGAGACUGCCACUGGAGGCUCCGUGGAUCUUCUCGGGGAUGCCGCCAGCGAGCAGAUUGAGUGGAAACCCCUAAUUCCUCAAUGA
Penicillium arizonense is the source of this 3327-nucleotide messenger RNA. RefSeq names its product SacI domain and endonuclease/exonuclease/phosphatase family protein. Gene Ontology annotation, molecular function: phosphatidylinositol-4,5-bisphosphate 5-phosphatase activity; phosphatidylinositol-3,5-bisphosphate 5-phosphatase activity. Bases 1 to 3327 code for a protein of 1108 amino acids. The record is from RefSeq and is a predicted model, not a curated record. Gene Ontology annotation, cellular component: cytoplasm; membrane. Lineage: Eukaryota; Fungi; Ascomycota; Eurotiomycetes; Eurotiales; Aspergillaceae. Gene Ontology annotation, biological process: phosphatidylinositol dephosphorylation. The transcript has 7 exons.